Molecule: messenger RNA, 860 nt
Organism: Teleopsis dalmanni
Lineage: Eukaryota; Metazoa; Arthropoda; Insecta; Diptera; Diopsidae
Exons: 3
Coding region: 17-628 (203 amino acids)
Source: RefSeq, a predicted model, not a curated record
UUUUUGAACUGCAAAGAUGUUUUUACUGCGAGCAAGUUUCUACCGCCAGAUACUCAGUUUGUUGUUGCUGAUAUUUGUUGUUGUCCAGGGGCAAAAAUAUGCACAGAAGCGUUGUGCGGAACUGACCGAAUAUUGUCAAGUGGACUGGGAUUGCUGUUCCAAUCGCUGUAUGAGUUAUCUUUAUCGCUGCACCAGAAAUUACACAAAGCAAAAUAAUUAUAUACACUUCGAAGUACCCAGCCAAAAUCCAACAUCAUAUGCAACUCUUGAUGAAAUUCUAGCAUCCAAUUUUGACAAUGACAAUGACAAUGUCUUUGAGCAAAUUGACGUGAGAGUUGGUAAUGCAAAAGCACAAGAAAAAAACAGUCGUGGUUUACAAUAUGACAACCGGUUUAAUCAACGAAAGGAAUAUGCACCAAUAUCAACAACAAGUCCAUUUAUUUAUAGAAUUGUGAAGUCCAAUGAGGGCACAACGGCUACAUCAAAUACUUAUCCAGGUGCAAUGACAUCAAAUCCAAUCGGUCCACAGUAUAGCCCUACUUGCAAAGAAAUUGGCUCAAAGUGUUAUAGAAAUGAUGAAUGCUGCACUCAACGUUGCCAUGACUAUUUGCACAAGUGCGUCACAUAGGAGCAGCCGGUCAAGACAAAUGCUAUAAUCACUUUGGAACUUGCAUGAACACUUUAUAUAUCAUAAGGCAGAUUUUAAUUUAUUUAUUAAUAUCGCACAUAUUUAUUUAUAUCUGUAUUUAUAUUUGCAAAAUUAAUUGCUGCAAUUAAUUACUAAGAAGACAAUAAAAUAUUGUGUAUUUUUUGGUUAUACAAUCGUCGUUUAGCCGUGAAAACCACAAUUUAUAAUAAGG